UUCCCCCCCUCCCUUCUCUUACACCAACCAGCUUCGAUUGCUUCACGGGGCUGCAAUGUGGUUGUUUAUCGACAGUCAAGGUAGCUCCGUGACUGUCCGACCGAGUUCUCCUGCAACAGACUGAACAUCCGCCCACGUACCUUGCUGCUUGCGCCCACCACUCCUAAGUGCCGAGCCGGACUCCGGGUGCCGUCGGAUUCCCUGUGAUCGAAUACAAACAACUUCGCCAUACCCCAGUCAACAGGGUAGUAUAUAUAAUACAAACCAGCGGAUAAGUAUUGGCGACUGCUGUCCCUGCUUGCCAAGUCGUACCGUACCCACACCGAUGCUCGCCGAACUUCCAGCAGCAACCUCACCACCGCCAAUCGACUGAAACGAACAAUACACCAUAUUAUUACCCUCCGCUUCGCUCCCUUUCUUCUGCAACAACCCAUUUCCUACCUACAACAAUCCCAAGCCUUGACAUCCACCGCCAUGGCAUGGUACUCACUUCUUCCGCCCGACUUCCUCUAUAUCGAAAACUGGCUUGUGCAUGCCUUUAUCUUCCUCGGCUUUGUCACUAUACUCCCCUGGGCUACACUGCUGGUCUUCGACAUAUGUCUGUACAUUUGGCGGAUGGUGAAAUACGAAUUCCCCCUCAUCGGCGGACGAGCGAGGGGUAAGCAGCGGCCGCGAGCCCCGAGCUUGAACGAGAGGCCGGAUGGGCAGCCUAGGGUCCUGGGGCUGGGGACG
This is a messenger RNA of Aspergillus uvarum CBS 121591, 732 nucleotides long. RefSeq lists its product as uncharacterized. The transcript is spliced from 2 exons. The record is from RefSeq and is a predicted model, not a curated record. The annotation marks the transcript as partial. NCBI's taxonomy places the organism in Eukaryota, Fungi, Ascomycota, Eurotiomycetes, Eurotiales, Aspergillaceae.